AUGAAUUUGAUGCAAAGUUUAUUUUUAAAUGUGUCAAAUGGGAUGACUAAAGACGUGGUUAGAUUGAUGGCAGCGGUCAGUGUGGGAUAUGGAGCUUUUAAUUUGAUCUUAUCAUUAAUGUCACCAAUGGUUAUCCCUUUAAUCGGAAUGUUGGGUUUUCGUGGAAACCGCCAAACCGGUUUAGAAGUUUUAGCGUUUGCCAAAAACGGGCCUGAUGUACACGCACCGUUGGCAUGGUUGAUCCUGUCAUGGUAUCACAUGAUGGGAAACACAGAUUACUUGUUCGACGGUCCCCAGUCUCGAGAAAAUGAAACUUACGUCAAGGAAUCAGAACAAUUAGUAUGUAAUCCACCUGAAGAAUUCCAAAACUCGACAUCUCUGCAAUACUUUACUGGGCGAUCGCUUUAUCUCAAGGGUGAUUUAGAACGAUCGAUACGAGCGUACGAGAUUGGAUCAACAGUUGUAGUUGAUAAUUCUUUUGUAAGUAUGAAAACAAUGUGUUUACACGAGUUAGGGUUCAUGUAUGCAAUUCGAUUGGAUUGGAUGGCUGCGUAUAAAAAGUUCGCAAGUGUAGCAGAAGUGUGGAUGAGGCAGUAUCAUUACUUUAUGGCUACAGUGUGCGCAGGCGCGGCGGGUGAUUCAACCACAGCUGAGCUGAUGAGACAGCGUGCCGACGAAGCGGUCAACGGCUGUAGGUUGAACGCUUGUCCGGGUACGAUGUGCAGCUUUAUGGAGAGCAAGGAGACGAAGGUGGCCGAAGCACUGCGGUGGACGGCGGCGGCCUCGAGCGGAGACGACGCCGACUGCAACCACCGCGACGGCCAGCGACACUGCCGUUUGAUCGCUUACGAGGUGCUGUACGUCAAGUACGGCGUGGCCAAGUGGCCGGUGGACGCUCUGCAAGCCGUCCUAUCGGAUUGCAAAGAAGCUGAAGACGACGACAACACGAUGUUUUACACAAAACAAUUACUGACGAUCGUCUGUCGCAAAGUUUUGGGUUUCGUCGAUGACCAUUGUCAUUCCCUGAUCGAAAUUGUCGAAAAUAUGGACCGGAACCAGCGGCGUGAUCACUUGUACGUGUAUGGAGUUUAUGAACUUACCGCCGAGCAGAUCAGACACAUCGAAACUAUAGACGAGGGCAAACGAACAGUCCAAAAACUAAAGGAUUUAAAACGAGGUUACCAUUUUCAAUACUUCUACGAUAUGCGAUGUGUCUCAUUACAAGCGUACGUACAAAAAUUAAAUGUCAGAUGA
This is a messenger RNA of Macrosiphum euphorbiae (potato aphid), 1254 nucleotides long. The record is from the annotation of a GenBank genome assembly. NCBI's taxonomy places the organism in Eukaryota, Metazoa, Arthropoda, Insecta, Hemiptera, Aphididae.